This is a messenger RNA of Glossina fuscipes, 594 nucleotides long. RefSeq names its product protein singles bar (gene sing). Bases 1 to 528 code for a protein of 175 amino acids. NCBI's taxonomy places the organism in Eukaryota, Metazoa, Arthropoda, Insecta, Diptera, Glossinidae. Gene Ontology annotation, cellular component: membrane. The record is from RefSeq and is a predicted model, not a curated record. The transcript has 3 exons.
AUGUCUUCGUUUGGCAUGCGUUCUAUGGGUCAAAAUUUUGGCAUCAAGAUAUGUUGUUGUCGCGUUUGUACUUGUGUCAAUUUUGGCUUUGCCACAUCAAAAGCGGGUCUUUUGAAACUUUUACAAUUGCUCUUGGCCACACUCUGCGAAAGUUUGCUUAUCAAAUAUGGUUUACCUGAAGCAGAUAGCAUUGGACAGGCGUUAACCAGUUUCCUGACAACAACAGCAUAUUGCUUCACAACUACAAUGAUAUUGCUAAUAUGCUAUUACUUUUCAGAGAAAUCAUUUAGUUUGAUACGACAAUCAUUAUUUGAAAUACUUUUCAAUGCGGUGGCUUGUAGCAUGUAUUUUAGCUCUUGCAGUUAUAUGGGAUUUGCUUGUGUUGUCUGGUUACAUCCACAGUUUCUAAUAAAGCCUGGUUUUUGGGCUUAUCCUGCUAUGACAGCAGCGUAUUACAUGGGCUACGUUGCUGGUAUACUCCAUGGUAUUGAUGCUUAUUUAUCUUACAAACAUUUCAAAGGCUAUUGAUAGAAAGAACUUUGCCAGCAUUCUUAGUUGAAAUUGUUUACAGAAAUAGUGAUUAAUGAGAAGCAA